Molecule: messenger RNA, 384 nt
Organism: Lactuca saligna
Lineage: Eukaryota; Viridiplantae; Streptophyta; Magnoliopsida; Asterales; Asteraceae
Source: the annotation of a GenBank genome assembly
AUGAUAGAAAAUAAUGCUACUAUUCGACAGAAGAAGGAAGCUAGAAAAGGAGAACGUCUGCCUACGAAACUUGUUCAAGCCCUUGCCUCCGCUAAUGAAAGUACUACUGAUCAAGUCAAGAAAAUUAAACUCUUCAAUAACAGUGUGAAGAAACAACACAAGGACUUAGGUGUUGUUUGUUUUUUCAAAGAGAAAUUGCUUGAAGUCUGCGGACCACCUCUUCAAUCCUCUGUAGCAGAAGAGGUGGAACAAACAGCUGCAGCAUUUGGUUUAGUGCUGCGCCACGCAGCACACGCGCAGCAGUUUUUAAGUCAGAAGUCUUCUGAAAAACAAAUAGCUACGAAUGGCCAAAUGAUGCACGUGUGCUGCACGGCGCAACAAUAA